This is a messenger RNA of Debaryomyces hansenii CBS767, 1899 nucleotides long. RefSeq names its product E3 ubiquitin-protein ligase. The record is from RefSeq and is a predicted model, not a curated record. Lineage: Eukaryota; Fungi; Ascomycota; Pichiomycetes; Serinales; Debaryomycetaceae. Gene Ontology annotation, molecular function: ribosome binding; ubiquitin protein ligase activity. Gene Ontology annotation, biological process: rescue of stalled cytosolic ribosome; protein ubiquitination. The transcript has a single exon. The coding region runs from base 1 to 1899 and encodes 632 amino acids.
AUGGCAGAAAUCCCGAAGAAAUCUCGAGUGAAUAGGGGUGAUAAACCCCAACAAAAGAAUCGAAAAGGAUGGAAAAAAAAUCCUAGAAAUCCUGACGGAACAGAGUCUAAAGAUGAAGAAGAACUUAAUGAAGACGAACAAUGUAUAAUUUGUGCUAAUAAGAUACAUUAUGCAUCGAUACCCCCAUGUAACCAUACUACAUGUCAUAUGUGUACUUUCAGACAUAGAGCAUUGUAUGGCAAAACUUUAUGUUUGGUAUGUAGGUCAGAUAACGAAAGAGUCAUAUUCUCGGAACAAAUAGAGAAGGUAUAUACAGAUUUUGGAGCAAACGACAUUGUGAAGUCCCAUUUAAAAUAUAACAUUGAUUUCACUGCCGAAUACGUCUAUAAUGAUACGUUGGGAUUAUUGGACUAUAAGUGUUACGUGAGUGGAUGUCAUGAAACGUUUCUGGGAUUCAAGGCCCUUUCUGAGCAUGUCAAAGCAGAGCACAAUAAGUUUUAUUGUUUAAUAUGUUCUAAGAAUAAGAAGGCAUUUUUAUGUGAAUUGACCUUAUACACGUAUAAACAGUUACAGAGACAUCAGUCCGAGGGAGACGAAGAAGGAUUUGACGGACAUCCCGAAUGUAAGCAUUGUCGAGGUUUAAGAUUUUACUCCGAAGAUGAGUUGAAUAUCCAUAUCCGAGAUAAGCAUGAAAGAUGUCAUAUUUGUGAUCAAGUAACUCCUAAAACGGCCGACUACUAUAAAAACUACGACGAUUUAUAUACCCAUUUCAGGAUGGAUCAUUAUGUAUGUACGGUUCCAAGUUGUCUUGAUAAGAAGUUUAUCGUGUUUAGAGAAGACUUAGAGCUAACUUCGCAUAUGCUUAAGGAGCAUGGUGGGCUUACGGGUUCAAACGGGAAAGUUAUUGUGGGAAGCAGUAAUAAUCAAUUCCAAUCUCUUUUAUCUACGUUUAAUGGAUCAGUUGGUGCUCCAUCAACAACAGGACAAUCGAGGAGAAGAAAUAGAAAUAAUAAUGAUUCAAAUGAAGAAGUUGAUUCAUACGAUACCAAAAAGAUGAGGUUAGAGGAGAGAGCCAAGCAUUAUUUGCAUUAUAAUACUUCGAGUAUAAACGAGUUUUUAAAAAUUAAUACUGCCUAUAAAUCGGGAAACAUUACUGCUAAGGACGUUCUAAAGGAAUAUCAAACAUUGUUCGAUAAAAGAGACAAAUCGGAACUCAGCAUGUUAAUUUAUGAAUUAUCUGAAAUUUUUCCAAAGAAUUCUGAGCAACACAAGAAUUUGAAAAGCAUUUCAAAUGAAUUACACAUUGCGUCCGAAGCAGAACAAUAUCCUGUGUUGGGAGGCUAUUCUUCUCCAAGUUCGACCGCAAGCAUCCAUUCCUGGGGUAACAGUAACAGAAAGGUUGGUGCCGAUAAUUUCCCGACUCUUUCAAAACCAAAGAAGGCUACUUCAUCACAAGUCAAUGCAAACCAGCCGAUUAGAUAUACAAAGGUGUUGAAAAAGGCUGGCAACAAAACCAGCCCCCUCACCAUCAAUCAGAGAGCAGACCCAAAUUACAAACCCAAUUAUCUUAGUAAUUUGAAGGACAAAAACUCUUCUGCUUCCUCCUUACCUUCAUUGGGCCAAUCUAGAUCUCACCUGCCGAACCCAAUGUUGGCAAGGAGUAAUGCCAACUCUGCAAGCACCCUGAGUUUGUCGGAAUCGAAAUUCCCAGCCUUGGAAAAGAAGUCGACCAAGAAGGUCUUCCCUAGAGUGAAGCUGGUCAAUGUUGAUUCAACCCAAUGGGGAACGUCAUCUACUCCACAAAGUCCUGAAUCGGAAGAUGUGUUUGAAGAGUUAAUUACAGACAAGAGAAAGCAAAAAUUAAAGAAAAAACAAGAUAAACUCUUGUUCAAAACAUAG